Messenger RNA from Pseudovirgaria hyperparasitica, 3482 nucleotides. Its product is annotated as ribonuclease R. Gene Ontology annotation, biological process: rRNA catabolic process. NCBI's taxonomy places the organism in Eukaryota, Fungi, Ascomycota, Dothideomycetes, Acrospermales, Acrospermaceae. The transcript has a single exon. Gene Ontology annotation, molecular function: endonuclease activity; 3'-5'-RNA exonuclease activity; RNA binding. Bases 78 to 3038 code for a protein of 986 amino acids. Gene Ontology annotation, cellular component: nuclear exosome (RNase complex); cytoplasmic exosome (RNase complex). The record is from RefSeq and is a predicted model, not a curated record.
CGCAUGCGACUAGCACUCCGGAUAGAGCUACAUUCAUACAAGUCGAGGUCCUCUAUCUGAGGAUACCAAGUACAAAUAUGACAAGUUUGAAGCGCUCGCUUGCCUCAGACCCAACUUCGGCAAACUUGUCCAGCAAAGUUUAUGUUAGGUCGACAAAGAGCGGCAAAGUCCAAAAGAUAGUCCGAGAGGUCUACUUGAGACAAGACAUACCAUGCUCCUCGAAACUCUGCCAUCGAUGCCUAGAGAAUGCCCCAGCGGACUAUCAUGACAAGGCCUCCAGGUUUGUCCUUUCCGCCACGCCGGCUGGAACAAAGGCCUUUCCCAAUGGCCACUACAUCAUUCCGGAUACGAACGCCUUUUUAAACGGCAUGGACCUGUUCGAGGUGGACUCUGCAUUUUACGAUGUAGUCAUUCUGCAAACAGUGCUUGAAGAGGUCAAAAAUAGGUCCCUCCCCAUCUAUCAUCGGCUUGUAGCCUUAGCCAACAACGAGGAUAAACGAUUUUAUGUCUUCUUCAACGAUUUCAGAUUAGAAACUUAUGUCACGCGAGAUCGUGCCGAGACCAUCAACGACCGUAAUGAUCGUGCAGUGCGCAAAGCCGUAUCAUGGUAUCAGCAGCAUCUUGAGCAAGCCGUCAAAUCACGUGGCUCGCAAAGAUGUCCCUCAGUCAUCAUGCUCAGCGAUGAUAGAGCUAACCUAGAGAAGGCGAAGGCCGAGAAAGUGACGGGUUCUACAUUAUCUAAAUACCUGUCAGGACUGGACAAUGCUGACCAGCUGCUUGACAUGCUGAGCUCUUCUCAAGAACAGCGCGAGAUCAAAACAGGACCGAGAGAGUUAUUCUACCCUGAAUACUAUACCAUGUCGAAGAUGAAUACAGGGGUGAAGGCUGGCACACUUCACCAAGGCAUUUUCAACGUCUCUCAAUACAACUACCUAGAGGGCUCAAUACAUGUACCAGCGUUCGAAAAGUCUUUGCUGAUCCUUGGUCGAGAGAAUAGCAACCGGGCUGUCAGUGGUGAUGUUGUCUGUGUCGAGAUACUGCCAAAGGACCAGUGGAAAGCGCCUUCAACAACCAUUGUUGAGGAAGAGACUGUCAACAAGAACGACAACGCAGACGAGGAGAGCUCGGAAGGCGUGAUCUCAGAACGAGAGCGUCGAGCACUCCAAGAUGAAGUAAAGAAGGUGCACGGAACAAGCGCUGAAGGCAGGCCACAGCCUACUGCCCGUGUGGUUGGUGUCAUCAAACGCAAUUGGCGACAAUACGUUGGACACGUCGACAAGGAUUCUGUAAAAGCAGGGUCAAAACAGAGCAGGCAGCAACAAAGCGUGUUUCUCAUUCCUAUGGAUAAACGUAUUCCGAAGAUCCGUAUGCGCACUCGUCAGGCUGGAGAGCUACUGGGUAAGCGUGUUCUGGUCACGAUAGACUCCUGGGAUCGAGAUUCCCGGUAUCCUGUUGGUCAUUUUGUCCGCUCAUUGGGCGAACUCGAAACCAAAGGCGCAGAGACGGAAGCGUUGCUGCUUGAGUAUGAUGUCCAAUACCGACCAUUUCCAAAGACUGUACUGGACUGCCUCCCAGCUGAAGGGCACGACUGGAGAGUCCCAGCCAGCACAGACGAUCCAGGCUGGCAAGGCCGACGAGACCUGCGCGAUCUCAUUGUGUGCAGUAUCGACCCACCAGGUUGCGUUGACAUUGAUGACGCUCUGCAUGCACGUAAACUACCUAACGGUAACUUUGAGGUUGGCGUCCAUAUCGCCGACGUCUCUCAUUUUGUCAAGCCUAACAAUGCCAUGGACAAAGAGGCUAGCAUGCGUGGCACUACUGUCUAUCUGGUUGACAAGCGUAUUGAUAUGUUACCCAUGCUGCUAGGCACCGAUCUAUGCUCGCUCAAACCCUACGUAGAACGCUACGCAUUCUCCGUGCUCUGGGAAAUCACCCCUGAAGCCGACAUUGUCAAGGCCGACUUUACCAAAUCCGUCAUCCGUUCCCGCGAAGCCUUUGCCUACGAGCAAGCGCAACUCCGCAUCGACGACGCAUCCCAGAAUGACGAACUCACUCAAGGCAUGCGCACCCUUCUCGUGCUCUCCAAAAAGCUCAAGGCCAAACGCAUGGCUGCCGGCGCCCUUAAUCUCGCCAGCCCGGAAGUCCGCGUGCAGACCGAGUCUGAGACUAGUGAUCCGGUCGACGUCAAGACGAAACAACUCGUCGACACCAACUCCCUCGUCGAGGAGUUCAUGUUGCUCGCCAACACGAGUGUUGCUGGCAAGAUCUACGCUGCAUUCCCGCAGACGGCACUCCUGCGUCGCCACGGCGCACCUCCAAAGAACAACUUUGCGGAGCUCGCAAACCAGCUUAAGGUCAAGAAAGGUCUAGAGCUUCGCGUGGACAGCAGCAAAGCACUCGCCGACUCCCUCGACACAUGCGUCGACCCGCAGCAGCCAUUCUUCAACACCCUCGUGCGCAUCCUAGCGACGCGCUGCAUGAUGUCAGCAGAGUACUUCUGCUCCGGCACGCAGGCGUAUCCCGAAUUCAGACACUACGGCCUGGCAUCCGAGAUCUAUACCCACUUCACGUCUCCAAUCCGAAGAUAUGCAGAUCUGGAGGCCCAUCGCCAACUUGCCGCCGCAAUCGACUACGAGCCGCUCGACGCCAGCCUGCACUCGCGCGGCAAGCUCGAAGCCGUGUGUCGCAACAUCAAUGUGCGUCACCGCAAUGCCCAGCACGCGGGCCGCGCGUCCGUGGAGUACUAUGUCGGGCAGGCGCUCAAGGGCCGUGUCGUCGACGAAGACGGUUUCGUGAUGCGUGUGUUCUCGAACGGAUUCGUGGUGUUUGUGCCGCGGUUCGGUAUCGAGGGCUUGAUCCGGCUGCGGGAUCUUGGCACGCCGGAGCCGGAAGGGGUGUUUGACGCGGAGGAGUAUGUGCUGCAGACGACGGGCAGCAGGACGGUCAGGGUCGAGCUGUUCCAGCCGGUGAGAGUGCGCAUCCAGGAUGAGGUAGAGGAGAGCACGGGCAAGCGCAAGGUCAAACUGGGGCUGUUGUGAGGCCGUGAUGACAUGAUGUCACAGCCCGGCGAUAUCUAUUCAUAGUCCGGCUAUAUAAUGGGCCCAUCACUAUUGUAUAUGCAAUGUACCCGUACACUAACUACCGCAACUAUCGACAAAUCCACAAUCCAUCAAAACAAUAAUCGUCCCUCCCAAUUCAUCCUCACUACUUACCACCUCGGCCCAUCUAAAUCCGGAAAUCCGCCCCGACAAAAAAAACCCAGCAUCCCAUCCAUCUCGCUUCACCUCAUCUCAUUAACAGCCCCACUGAAUCGCCCCACCCAUCUACGCUCCGGCCAUCUCCCUCCUCUCUCAUCAGAUCAAGAUUGAGAUCGAGAUCGACACCUUACCCGCACGCAAAUAUGCCUGGCGGUAUGUAUACCCAUAUAUCAUGUCCGAGCGCGCGCUUGAGCAAAAUCUCGUAAAAACGUAGUAAUAGAAUGC